UCUGAUGUUUAGUCCAUCCGGACACCCCCGGCACCGCGGCGCACUUAGUACGGACCCGAUCGGCUGCUCGUUCGAUGACGCUUCGCUCCUAAACGCUUUAUUUUUUGCUCCGGCAUUUUCCCUCACAGCCCUCCCCCUCCCUCCCUCUUCCCUCCCCCUCCCUUCGAUGUAGCUUAUGAUAUUAUAACACGCGUUCUUUUUUUUAUCCUCUUUUUUUUCUUCUUUCAUUUCUUUAUUUAUUUGUCACCCCCCGACCAGCCCUUUCGUAUACAUUCUAAGCCCCGUAUUGUCCUCUCCUCCUCCGCUCUUCUUCUUCUUCUUCCGCCGCCGCCUCUAUCCGCAUUUCCCUGGAUGCGUCUCGGGCGCCGGGUCCCCUCCGGUAACCCAUGUCUCCGCGCGUCCCGCCUCCCUGCGCUCUGGAUAGAUGGUGCAAGUCAAAAUGUCCAAAUCGCCCGUAGACCCGCUGUCUGCUGUGGAGACAGGCUCUCAGUCGCACUACUUUCAGCUGCCCAGGAAGUUGCCCAAACGCAAGAGCCGCUUCAAACGCUCGGAUGGCAGCACAUCUUCUGACACAACGUCCAGCUUCAUCAAACGGCAGGGGUCGGCCGAUUCGUACACCAGUAGGCCGUCGGAUUCAGACCUGUCAGCAGAGGAGGACCGCGAGGCGUAUCGGCGUGAAGCCGAGCGCCAGGCACAACUGCAGCUCGACAGAGCCAAGUCCAAACCCGUGGCGUUUGCAGUAAAGACCAAUGUGAGCUACUGCGGCGCUCUGGAUGAGGACUGUCCCGUCCAAGGAGCUGCAGUCAACUUUGACGCCAAAGACUUCCUGCACAUCAAAGAAAAGUACAACAAUGACUGGUGGAUCGGCCGGCUGGUGAAAGAGGGAGCGGACGUCACCUUCAUCCCCAGCCCCCUGCGCCUGGAGGCCAUGAGGCUCAAGCAGGAGCAGAAGCAAAGGAAAACGGGGGGCAACUCCUCCAGUUUAGGGGACAUGGUGACAGGGAAUCGGAGGACCACACCGCCAUCUGCAGGUGAAUCCAAACAGAAGCAAAAACAGGAGCACGUCCCUCCCUACGACGUGGUGCCCUCCAUGAGGCCGGUGGUCCUCGUGGGACCCUCGCUGAAGGGCUAUGAGGUGACGGACAUGAUGCAGAAGGCUCUUUUUGACUUCCUGAAACACAGAUUCGAGGGAAGAAUCUCAAUCACUCGUGUGACUGCCGACCUGUCCUUAGCCAAGAGAUCCGUCCUCAACAAAAGACCCAUGAUGGAGCGAUCCAACACCCGCUCCAGCCUCGCGGAGGUCCAGAGUGAGAUCGAGAGGAUAUUCGAACUGGCCAAAACCCUGCAGCUGGUCAUUCUGGACGCGGACACCAUCAACCACCCGGCGCAGCUCGCCAAAACCUCCCUCGCGCCCAUCAUCGUCUACGUCAAGGUCUCCUCGCCGAAGGUGCUCCAGAGGCUGGUCAAAUCCAGGGGGAAGUCUCAGAGCAAGCAUCUGAACGUGCAGAUGAUGGCCGCGGACAAACUCUCCCAGUGCCCCCCCGACAUGUUCGACGUCAUCUUGGACGAGAACCAGCUGGAAGACGCCUGUGAGCAUUUGGCCGAAUACCUGGAGAUCUACUGGCGGGCCACUCACCUGCCAGGCAGCGGCCCCCUCAACCCGCUACUGGAGCCCAGUCUGACCCCUCCCUCCGCCACCUCCAGUCUGCAGAACAAGAAUCAGCCUUGUGAGCCGGAGGGCCUGCAGGCCGAGGAGGUAGACGAGGAGGAGGCGGAGGCGGGUGAGGAAGCCCCCUCCCCCCUGGAGCAGGACAGUCUCAUGCCGUCCGACGAGGCCAGCGACUCCCUGUCUCGCGGUCGCAGGGCGAGCCCGUGCCCCAGGGGGGGCGAGGAGGAGGAGGAGGCAGAAGGAGAGGAGGAGGAGGAUGAGUACGCCUCCCCCUGCCACGCUCGCACGUACAGGGACGUGUACCCCCCCCCGCGGGGGCACGCCGGCGGUGCCCACAGCGCCAACGGCCACGAGUCACAGGACAGGCUUCUCCAGCGCGAAGCCCAGCGGGGCCACAACCAGAGGAACAACCGCCAGCGCAGCCGGCCGUGGCCCAGAGACACCUACUGAGGAGCGCCAAGCCCCUCCUCCUCCGGCCUGCAGAAUCAGCACGUUCCAAGAGCAAAACCACUAAGACAAAAAGCCCCUAAAAGAAUCGUCUCGAAAGCCAGAUGUCACGGCUUCAGUCACUCUGUUCCAGACGCACACCUUUGAUUUGUUUUCAUAGGGAGGGGGUGGGGGGGGUUCAGGGGAUGUGGCAUUUCAGGCCACCAGCUGUACGCAAAGUCAAACUUGAGCCGCUUGACCCAGAGGUUCCUCUAUCAUCUCAUUUACUGGCCUUAAAAAGACUUUUAAACUAUCUUUACUACUGCAUGUGUGGGUAUAAUUAAUUUGACUAUUUGCACAUUGACGUCAGAACAGGAAGUGAAUGACCUUAACGGAUACGAUUUAACAGACGAUGUACAUACUGAAUGGGCAUCUGGUUUUUGUUUCAUGGCUACUAUAUUUGUCUGAUUUUGUUAGUAUGGACUUUGACGUUUCAGUGAAAUGUUUCCAGUCACGCAAGUCUCUCACGCACACAGACACAGUGUUCUGGGCAUCUCUCGCCUUUGCACAAUCACUCUCCCAACACCUCUAAGAAGAAGAAAAAAAGAAAAAACGCAGAAUGUAAACACUAGGAAAAAGGAAUGUUUAUCUUUUAAAAAAAGGGUGAAUUAUUUGCCUGACUUGCUUGUUUACACAGAAUCAUUCACGUAUUAUUAAGCACACGCUGCAGCUCCUCUUCAGAGAAUGUAAGCUUGCAUGCCUUUUUGCACCUCCCCCCCCCUUCCCCCAACUGAUCACCCUGUAAUUCGAUUGUAGCACGUUUUUGAUUGUAGCAUCCACAGUUCUACACCGAUCUUACUCCCCUCGUCGCCGAAACAUUGCGUAACCUCCUGCGGUUUGGUUUGGGGUUCUUUUGUAUUCUUAUUUUUAUUUUAAACAAAGCAGAUCCUCAGGUGUAAGUCCUGCACGCUGAGUGCGCUCCACGUAAUGGAGCACUCGUAGCAGCCGUGACGUCAUCGUGGACGAGCAGCGGAGCCGCGUCAUCAAACAAAAGAGGGGAGGGGGUGACAUAUUUAAGAGUCACUGGUUUACCGCUUCCAUGUCUCACAGGUAUCUCCGUCUAGUGUUCUGUAUAUUUUGAAGAGAAAAAAAAAAAAUCAGCAUGAGGAAAAAAAAAAAAAAAAAAAAAAACCUAUGCAAGUGUUGCAUGAAAUCGGAUUGUUUCUUUUAAGUAUUUGAGUCCUGCAUCAAUUCUGAUUCUCCUCGUUGUCUUGUAGUGAUCUUGUCUUUGGGGGCUACUCACUCCUCACACCACGAUUACUUAAAAAGAAUAAAUCUGAAUGCAUCACUUUAUUUUGACGCACUUUUACAAGUCACUCACUUAAUUGCUCCCAAAUCAGGCCUGAUUUAUCGCCUUUAAUUCAAUGGUGUAAAAGAAUGAUUAUUAAAUCCCCGCAUUUCUUUUGUUCACCGAUUAGCUAUUUACUAUAUUUUGGCACAGUACGUUUUCCAAAGCAGACCAAUUUAGGGACUGAAAAGCAGUCGACUUAUUUUCAUUCCACGAAGCGCAAUUUUUACAACAGGUUUUGAGUGAAUUAUUCUGUAUGCAAUACGAAGCCUAACAUUGAAUAACUUUAAACGCCUUAGACCAUCUGGACUUCCUCCUUAUUGUGUCAGCAGAGUAAAUGGAAGAAAAAACAUUGCACUACUUUGUUUUUGGGAUGGUUGCUUUGUAAUGCAAUAACUGCACUAAAUAUAACCGUGUAUCCACCAGACUACCACAGCGUGCUAGCGUGAGCCGACACGCCUCUGCCCUCUACCUAUCAAAAGAGACAGCAAACAUGUAAAAAGUGAGACAUUUCCUGCCUGAUGCUGUAUAGAAUGCUUUCUAUUUGAAAACACAUUUACAAAUGCUAAGUGAAAUACGAUUAAAAAUAAACAUGACAUUUUACGUACUUUUAA
Pungitius pungitius (ninespine stickleback) is the source of this 4057-nucleotide messenger RNA. RefSeq names its product voltage-dependent L-type calcium channel subunit beta-4. Gene Ontology annotation, cellular component: voltage-gated calcium channel complex. Gene Ontology annotation, molecular function: protein binding; voltage-gated calcium channel activity. Gene Ontology annotation, biological process: calcium ion transmembrane transport. The record is from RefSeq and is a predicted model, not a curated record. The transcript is spliced from 14 exons. NCBI's taxonomy places the organism in Eukaryota, Metazoa, Chordata, Actinopteri, Perciformes, Gasterosteidae. Bases 425 to 2119 code for a protein of 564 amino acids.